Knipowitschia caucasica is the source of this 2364-nucleotide messenger RNA. The record is from the annotation of a GenBank genome assembly. Lineage: Eukaryota; Metazoa; Chordata; Actinopteri; Gobiiformes; Gobiidae.
AUGGAUCCUCAGUGUAACGGAGCCCUGAGUCCUGACCACAGCCCCCCUGCAGCCAAGCUGUCCCGUUUGGAAGGACUCCGAGACGAGGGGACACGGCCUGGUUUCAACCCAAGACCGUCUCCAGGAAGGAGCUCAAGCAAGAGUGCACACAGUAGAGGGAGCUUGUUGCCGGUUUUCUGCGUGGUGGAGCACAAGAAUAGUCCCUUGGAGCCUCCUCCAGUGCAGGAGGGGCCCCGCGCAGAGGAGCAUGCAGAGUUCGUCCUGAUCAAGAGAGACCUGCUCUUCAACCAGCUCAUUGAGAUGGCUCUUCUGACUCUGGGCUACUCCCACAGCUCUGCAGCCCAAGCCAGAGGCCUCAUCCAGGUGGGCCGCUGGAAGCCUGUACCCUUGUCUUGUGUGACCUCUGCUCCUGACGCCACAGUGGCCGACAUGCUGCAGGACGUCCAUCACGUCAUCACACUUAAGAUACAGCUGCACAGCUGUCCUAGUCUGGAGGACCUGCCGGCUGAGCAGUGGGGUCAUUCCACAGUUAGGAACGCCCUGAAGGAGCUGCUGAAGGAGAUGAACCAGAGCUCUCUGGCCAAGGAGUGUCCUCUGUCCCAGAGCAUGAUCUCCUCCAUUGUGAACAGCACUUACUACGCAAAUGUCUCCGCCACCAAGUGUCACGACUUUGGACGCUGGUACAAACAGUUCAAGAAGGCCAAGUUCCUCAAAGAAGUAGAACUGCUGAAUGAUCCGCCCCCCCAGGAAGCAUCCGCCGCCUCCCCCUCUGAGCAGACUGGCCUAAUGUUCGCCUGUGCUCGGCCCUCCCUGCCCUCCAUGCCCGCUGUCGCCCCUGUACCCUCGCAGCCUCCUCCCCUCAGCCCUGUGGUCAACUCUCAGAUGGUCAUGGCUCAGCUCCUGAAGCAGCAGUACGUGGUGAGCCACAUGCUGGGACAAUUUAUGCCCCCCUCCCCUCAGCAGUAUGUCAGCAACAGGAGCCCAGCCAAGGCCCGGGGCCCGGAGACACUGGGGGGGCCCUUUGGAGGUGGAAUGGAUGUGCCCAUGGACAUCUACCACAACGUGAGGGAGGAGCUGAAGAGAGCGGGUGUGUCCCAGGCCGUGUUUGCACGUGUGGCCUUCAACAGGACACAGGGUCUUCUGUCUGAGAUCCUGCGGAAAGAGGAAGACCCUGCGCACGCAUCCCAGUCACUGCUGGUCAACCUGCGGGCCAUGCACAGCUUCCUCCAGCUGCCCGAGGCCGAGAGAGAGCGUAUCUACCAGGAGGAGAAGGAGCGCAGUGUGACAGCGUUUGGAGCCAGCCUGUCAUCUGGGGGCCCAGCGUGUGGAGGCUCUACCUGUGGAACUCCUCCCCGCACACAGGCACGCCUCUCUCCGGGGAUCAGGGCGGAGCCGGGACCGCACUCCUUAACGUCCUCCAUCUAUGACGAGAUACAGCUGGAGAUGAAGAGGGCCAAGGUGUCUCAGGCAUUGUUCGCCAAGGUGGCAGCAUGCAAAAGCCAGGGCUGGCUGUGUGAGCUGCUGCACUGGAAGGAGGAGCCCAACCCCGACAACAGGACGCUGUGGGACAACCUAUGCACCAUCCGCCACUUCCUCAAUCUGCCCCAGAGCGAGCGUGAUGCCAUGUACGAGCAGGAGAGCGGCCUGGGACACGGCGAGCAGCGCGCCUUCAUCUGUGACCGAGCUUUGUACCAGCGCAUUACCCCACAAUUACAGCAGCUCCCACACUCCGAGAUCCGACAUCUCUCUCCAGGAAACCACCAAGAUUCCUCCCCCACUGAACGUAGGACACAAGGAUUCUGGGGACCCCACGGAAGGCCACCAGCUCCCUGCAAAGAGAGAGGGGGACACGACGACAGAAUUAACGGAGCGAUUGGGGAGUGCGGAUUACCACAGCACUGCAAUAUCAAACAGGAGAGUAAGGCCGAGAUCCAGGCACAGAUACAAGCCUUAAAAGUGUCCACAGAGGCCAUUGGGAUCCUCCACAGCUUCAUCCAGGAGGUGGGACUGCCACCAGACGAGGAAGCGGUCUACACUCUGUCCGCUCAGUUAGGCCUGCCCCCACACGCCAUCCACAACUUCUUCAACAGCCAAAAUAUUCACCCAACCAGAAAGGGCUUAAGCUGCACCCCUGUGGAACAUCCAAGUGGAGAGACUGAUAGUGAACUUGUGAAGUCAGAAAUAGACUCUGACGUGGCCCAGCUGGUGGAGUUACAGGAUCUGGAAUCGGGGAUGUCCCAUCGGCAAACAGAACUGCCAGAGAGUGAGGUCUUGGAGAUGGAUGUGGGGACUCAGACUGUGUGUGCGCUAAAAGAGGAACAGACAGACUUCUCCACAGACUUGGACACCCCCGAAUGUGUAUGA